GUAAUGAAAAAAAAAAAAAAAUUCUCAACCGAAUAAUUGCCGUAUUUUCCCCGUAUUUUCGUGUGCGAACCGACGGCGCAGUCGAUCGAUACGGCAGUUCGCCGUCGUCGCCGUCGCCGCCGUCGCCGUCGUCGCCGUCAUAUUAACGUAAUUUAUUAUUUCGCACGUUACGUUCGAUUCGAGCAACGUACGGCCGAGGACGCAUUCGUACGCAAGUGCGCGACCGACAACGGUGGCGGCCGCUCGUAUAGGUUCCCGUUAAAAUGUAGCUGCGGGAGAAACCGAGGAGACGAAACCGCCUACGAAGACGAAGACAACCAUGGCCGUCUGGCAGGAAAUAGCGUUUGUGGCGUUUUUCAUCUCCCUGCCGUUCCUGUACGACACCCGACGAUCGUUUCGCUACCACUUCCGCCUGGCCACGUUCACUGUGCUGGCCGCCCUGACGUCCCUGCUGGCCGUCUUCCAUUACAAACACCGGGCCAGGUAAUCGCGCGACUGUUCAAAUCAAAAACCGCUCGUUCCCCAAUGCGCGCCGGCACGCCCGUCGGUACCAUUCGGACGACCCCUGCACCAGCCACUACAAACUUAGACGUUUUUCAUUUAGACGUCAAUUCCGGGGUUAAUUUCUUGUUGAACGGUUUUUUUUUUUUCUUUCUAACACCGUGUCGGAAUUUGUUUUGGUCUCCAAAAAUUACAAUCGGAUUGUGUCCGGAUCGCCCGGUCAAAAACUAUUAAAUACCCAUAUUACCGGCGUUAUUAAUUGAAAAUUUGAUACAAUAAAAAAAUAAAUAUAUAUACAAGUUGAAUCCUGUAACGUAUUUUAUCCGAACUACUUAAUAUUACCUGCCUAGACAUAACAUAUUAAAUAAACAAAACUACCUAAUAUAAACAAUUUAUUUACUCGGGAGCUAUGUUGCUUUGAUUUAUUGUAUUUACCGUAAUAAUGUUUUCGACCUACUGACAUAGGUAUCAUUUAUCAUAAAACUUAAGUGCCUGUUGAAAUUUCUUAGUUAUUGUCUAUUCGUAAUUUAUAUAGUAUUUAAAUAUUUAAUUUUAUCUGUCAUUGAUUUAUCGGAUAGGUAAUUUAUUUCCAAUUUGGGUAAAUAGAUAAAUAAAUACUAUUUAUCGUUCCCAAUUUAUUAUAUUAUUUAGAUUUUUAAUAUUUAUAUAAACGGGCAGGUAAGUUAAUUAUGAAAUUAAUGAGUUUUUACAAGGUUUUUAUUGUUUCAUUAGAAUUCAUAUUGUUAAUAGUUGUCAAAAACAUUUAUAAUAUUAACAUAAUUAGGUACACACAUACAGUGGAUAAUUUAAAAUAUUUCAAUGGAUAUGCAAUAAUUUUUGAUAUAUCUAGGUACCUUAUAAUAUCAAUAUGAAUAAAACUCAGUACCUAAGUAAUUCAGAAUAAAUAGCUGUAGGUAAUAAAUAUUACUUAUCCUUAAUGCCUUAGUGUUUAGUUUAUUAUUUAUUUAUGAAAUAUUAUGAUCUAAAUCAUAGGUCAAUAUAUAUGUAUAAAUCUGCUUAGAAAUUCUAAAAGUAGAUAAUGUUUAUGUGGUGGCCUUGUUUUAAACUAAAAUAAUAUAUGAACUCGCAUUUCAAAAUAUACUUAAAAAUAUAGCUAUUACAAUUGAUUUUUUAAAAUCAAAACCUACAUAAAAGCAUGACGAAAAUCUGUAUUACAAAACCAUAAAAACUAUUUCAUUAUCAACUAUGCUUAACAAAAACCUCAUUAUUACAUCAUAGGUACCUACAUGCAACCUAUAUGGCUUUACAUAAACAUAUUUUUUUUUUUUAUCCUUGUGUUAAUUAUUUUAUAGGUAUGAGUAAAAAAUAAUUUAUUUUCUGUUAAAAUACAUUUACAUUACAAUACAUUUAAGUAGGUACCAUAAAUUAAUUAUUUGUUUUAGGUUUUACUGAAGUAUGGUAUUUAUUAAUUAUGUAUACUGAUUAUGAAUAUAAGUAGGUACUCUAAAUCAAUUUACUAAUAUACAUAGCCAGAUUGGGCCGUUAGAGACAAAUGUAUGAUGUCUGAGAAAAAAUGUAAAGGCGGUGUCAAUAAACCACAAAAAAAAAAAACAGCUUUUAGGUUUAGCAAUCCCAUUUACAGCCUCUUAUGGUAAGUAGAGGUAUCUUGAGAAUAUCCUGAUCCCCAUUCUAAAAAAAGAACUAAGAAGAAUAUUAACUGGAAAAAUGGUUAAAUAAGGAGGGAAGAAUAAUCCCUCUCAUAAUAAAACUGCUGUGAAGAGUAAAGGUUGCUGAGUUUUAUAAAAGGUUUAAACCCACUGCUAUAUACUGAACAUAUAGAUUUUGUGUUAUAGCAAUUUUCUGCUAUAAAUAUCCAAUAUAGAGAAUGAUGUAUAAUGAAAAAUGUUUAUUAGAUAGUAUAAUAUAAAAUUAUACCUGUAUGGGUUUGAAAUUUUUAGAUGCCUUUUUGAGAAAUAGGGAUUAACUUUUGUAAUUCAAAUGGCAACCUAUAUUCAAAAUUACAUAAAUAGAUAGUUUAUUUGUUCAAAUAAAUUUUUAUUUUGAAGGUUAGGUUAGGUUAGGAACACUAUUCAAAAACCGCGCGCCGUGCCACCACACAAAUGCGUAGUGUUCUAUUUCUCAUUACUCUAGCACUGCGCCUAAACUAAAAAGUAGAAUAUUUCGUCAACGAGUUCACAGAAAUCAAAAACGUCAACACCAAUAUUUAUUUGAACUAAUGCCGCAUCUCUCUAUAGAAUUUUAAAUAUGGACUGCCAUUUGAAUUUCAAAAAUUGCCCCCCCCCCCCAAAAUCUUCCCUCUAUUUAUUAUAAUGUUCUUAUAAUAUUUUAUUAACUAAUUGUGUGAUGUUGUUUGCAGGUUGAUUGCAUAUUUUGGUCAACAGAUCUCUGAUUUAUUGUGUAUUGAAUGGCGUUUGCGUGGAAAAAAAAAUCUUAAAUCAAAACGUUCCAGAGUAGCUAUUAUAAAUUACCAAACUGACAUUGAUAUAUUAGGUUAUUAUUAUUUUUACUAGUUGUACAAACUUUAAAUUUUACCAUCAUAUUAUAACUAACAUACAAUAACAAUUGUAUUUUGUAUAUAAUAUGUGUAAAAUAAAAUUGAUUGAAUUAAAAAUAUUACUAAUAGAUUCUCUAUAGUAUGUGUUUUAUAGUACAUUUUAUUUAUCUAUUUAUACUUAAAUUUAUUUAUAUUUUGUUUUACAGGACUCUUACAUUUGAAUUAUUUUGAAACGGAGCUGAACAUCAUCUCGGAAACUAAUUUAAUCAAUUUAUGGCCAUUUUCAUUUUUUCCGUGGUUGCUUUCAUUAGCCUUGUGUCCCAUUCAGUUUUUCAAUACAAGUUUAGAACUACUAUAUUUGUCUCCAACUAUUAUUGAUUUAGGGGUAAAUAUUGUAAUAUUAGGCAUUAUAUAAAUAUGAAUAUGAAAUAUAUGUUUUCAUUUUUACCUUUAAAUUAUAACUAUUUUUAUAGCCUACAAUUAUAUUGCCAUCAACAAAAAUGUCAAAUGAAGAAACUAUUAAAAUGGCUCUUAAAAAAAAACUACCAAUUCAACCAAUUGUAUAUUCCAAAUGCUAUUUCAUAAAUAAAGAAAAACAUUUGUUUGAGCCAGGUGUGUACUUUACACUAUUACAUAUUUAACUAUAUUUAUAUGUUUUAAUAAUCAUACUCCUAAAUUAUUUUAGGUCGUACUAUAAUAUCUGUAAUGCCAAUUAUAGAAACAGAUGGUUUGUUGGAAAGUGAUGUAUCUGAAUUUAGUAACGAAAUUUCUACCAGAAUACGUGCUGAAUACGACUGUAUAAGCAAAAUAACUGAAUUGCGUGAUUAUCAGACUCCGUACUUGUAGUUAUAAAAAAUUAUAAUAUUCUUCCAUGCACAAUUUCUUUUAUUUACCAACCAGUUAUAUUUAAUUAUUUAAAAAAACAAAUUACCAUUGUUUUUUGAUAUGACAUGAGAUUUAUUUACACUACUUAAAUGUUGAUAAUUCCUAAUUUUUUAUAUAUACAUUGUUUCUUAUUUUAUUAAAGUGCUUUUCUUUUCGAUCUUUUAAAGUAAUUAGUUAUAAAAUUGUAUUUUUAAACUGGCUGUGCAUAUAUUGAGUAAUGUUUGGCAGUUAAAUAUUUUGUUUUCAUAACUGUGAUGGUCAUUACAUAGUCUAAAACCUAAAAAGUAUUUUUAAUUUUUAACCUAGUCAUAAUUAGUAUUAUUUUAAUUUUAUUAUUAUCAACUUAGUCCAAAAGAAAUAUGAAUACCUAUUACUUGUAUAAAUUUGUGUUUACUAUUAUAGUUAAUUUUUUUUACAACUUAAUAACAUGUUAAAUUAUUCAAACUGACCAAUAUAAAAAUAUUUGUUUAUUUUAUUUUUCUUAGUUUAACGGAAUAUUUUUAAUUAUAGGAGGUUAGUGGGUUGGGUGUGAUUACUAAGAUUAUAGAAUCGUGUCUAGUAAAAUAUACGUCCGAUAUACAUAAAAUUAAUAUUUAAUAAUAAUGCAGACGUUGCUUUUAAUAUAAAUUAUUUUUAGAAAAAAGAACUCUUAGUGUUAAGAUGUCAAUUGUUAAAUUUUUCUGUACAAUAAAGUACAUUUGGAGUCUCAUGUUUUUUUUGUAUGAACAUGUUAUAAAUAUAUCCUAAAUAUUACAUAUUUGAGUAAUGUAAACAAAACAAUGAGGUUUUUUUUAAAAAAUAUGUUUUAACAAAUUAUUAUUAAUACAACUGUCAAGUUAAACGUAAUUUACAAUAUUUAUAAUAGUAUUAUUUAACUACUGAAUUCUAUGAAUCGAGGAAAAAAGAAACAAUUGUAAAAAAUAUUUGGAAAAAGCUCUGG
Messenger RNA from Cinara cedri, 4802 nucleotides. Lineage: Eukaryota; Metazoa; Arthropoda; Insecta; Hemiptera; Aphididae. The record is from the annotation of a GenBank genome assembly.